Messenger RNA from Trichoderma asperellum CBS 433.97, 2672 nucleotides. RefSeq lists its product as uncharacterized. Gene Ontology annotation, cellular component: SUMO activating enzyme complex; cytoplasm. The record is from RefSeq and is a predicted model, not a curated record. Gene Ontology annotation, biological process: protein sumoylation. NCBI's taxonomy places the organism in Eukaryota, Fungi, Ascomycota, Sordariomycetes, Hypocreales, Hypocreaceae. Gene Ontology annotation, molecular function: SUMO activating enzyme activity.
UGUACUUCAACGCCCUACAGCUGCCUGCGCCGAGCAUCGCCAGACCAACAGCUGAAAAUCGACGAGUUUGGCGCAAUCGAUUCGACGCCCCUCUCUUCUCGCUUGCGACCGAUCACCUUCGAAUUCCAUCUCCAGACUCGAUCCCCAGACGAUCUUCAUCGCCACCAUCUACUAUUAGCUGAGCUCGACACUUGCACUGAUGGCGGCGAUGGAGGCUCCCAAAGAAGCUCUUGCGGAUGCGGCUGGCGAUGGCAUGUCAACCACUGCUCCCGCUGUUGCUGCUGCUGCCGCUCCUCAUGACCCUCAUCGGCCGCAGCGGAUUGUCGCGUCACAUCCUGCACCUACUCAGCGAAACGCAAUGGCCUCACGCGAUCGAUUUAACCACCAGUCGCUCGGCGCAUCUCUGAAUUCCUUGGUCAAGCAUGCGCGAGUGCUAAUGGUGGGCGCUGGAGGCAUCGGAUGCGAGCUUCUGAAAAACCUGGUGCUCAACGGCUUCGGCGAGAUUCACAUCGUCGACCUUGACACGAUCGAUCUAUCCAACCUAAACCGCCAAUUUCUCUUCCGACAUGAACAUAUCAAGAAAUCAAAAGCAUUGGUUGCCAAAGAGGCGGCACAGAGAUUCAACCCAAACGUCAAGAUUGUUGCGCACCACGCCAACAUUAAAGACUCCGAGUUUAGCGUUCCCUGGUUUCGCGACUUCAAGAUCGUUUUCAAUGCUCUGGACAACCUCGAUGCGAGACGGCAUGUGAACAAGAUGUGCUUGGCUGCAGAUGUUCCGCUUAUCGAGAGCGGAACGACUGGUUUCAACGGCCAAGUUCAAGUCAUCAAAAAGGGCAUUACUGCGUGUUAUGACUGCACUCCCAAAGAGACGCCCAAAUCUUUCCCUGUCUGCACCAUUCGAAGCACGCCGAGCCAGCCAAUCCACUGCAUAGUUUGGGGCAAAAGUUAUUUGCUAAACGAAAUCUUUGGCGUCAGCGAAGACGAAUCGGCUUUUGAUCACUCGGCGGAUGCGGAUAAUGCCCAGGAAAUCGAGGAAUUAAAGAAAGAAUCAGAGGCUCUAAAGAAAAUCAGAGACGCAAUUGGAACACCUGAAUUCCCGAAAAUGCUCUUUGACAAGGUCUUCAAUUCCGAUAUCGAGCGCUUGCGGUCUGUAGAAGAUAUGUGGAAAUCGCGUCGCGCUCCUGAAGCGCUCAAAUACGAUGAUUUACUCGCACGAGCUAGCCAAAACGUCGAGUCAAAAGACGCCAUACUAGCAGACGGACAGAAAGUCUGGACCCUUGAAGAAAGCCUUAUUGUGUUCAAUGACAGCCUCGACCGGCUUAGCAAGCGACUACUUCGGCUGAAAGCGACAAAGGAUGCUGCUUCGCCUGAGCCAACUAUUACCUUUGACAAAGACGACAUUGAUACGCUGGAUUUUGUAGCAUCUAGUGCGAAUAUUCGCUCCACCAUAUUCGGCAUUGAUUUGAAAUCGCGCUUCGAUAUCAAGCAGAUGGCUGGCAACAUCAUACCCGCCAUCGCCACAACAAAUGCUAUUGUCGCCGGCCUCUGCGUUUUGCAGUCCUUCAAAGUGCUCAAAGGAGAAUAUGCGCAGGCUAAAGAAGUUUUCUUAACGCCUUUUGCUAGCGCAAGACUGCUGGCUCCGGAUAGGAACCGAGAGCCAAACCCCGACUGUCCUGUCUGUGGCGUUUAUUACACCAGUAUUAUUGCCGACCUAAGUAGAGCAACGUUACACGAUAUCGUCGAGGGUUUAGUGAAGAAUCAGUUUGGCUAUAGAGAUAAAGAAUUCUCCGUGAGCAACGAUGUUGGCGUAUUAUAUGAUCUUGACGAGACGGAUAAUCUCGAGAAGAAGCUCACAGAACUUGGUAUCAAGGGAGGCAGUUUCCUGACUGUCACAGAUGAGGACGAUGAAGAUGUGCUUGUUAAUGUGGUAAUUGAUAUUCAGGAUGGAAUCUUGGAUAAUCAGAAAGAAUCAUUCCGUCCGGUACAUGCCGGUCGUCCCGAAAUUCCUCAUAAGCCAAAGAAAUCCUCGCCAGCUGAGACCAACGGCAACGGCCAUAGCCAACAAAACGGAAAGCAUUCUCUGGACGAUGAAGUGGUAGAGGAAUCUAAGGGCAUUAAGAGGGCGCUCCCUGAUGAUGAGAGCCCCCCUUUCAAAAAGGCCAAGAUCAUCAGCUCUGCAGAUGAUGACGUGGUAGUCGUAGAAGAUGCCGGUGGUGCCAUCGUCAUCGACGACUGAUUAUAGCAUUCCUGACAGGCUUGCUGCAUUGUCUUUAGGCAGCACUCAGCCCACCAUCAAGGUUGAGGAUACAAUUGUUUGCGAAGCCGUUGGACGCUAGAAAUAGAGCGGCAUCGGCAACCUCUGCGGGAUCCGCUACUCUAUUAAGGGGCGUAUCUUUGAGGUAAGCUUGCUGAAUGUCUGGCUUGAGAUCUAAUUAUGAGAUGUACAUUAGCUUGGGCACAUGAGAAACGAGAGCAUUAUACUAUAGGGAUUACGAGAGAACAAAAAGUGGCUAGAGGAAGGAGGAUACACACCAGUCCACAUGGAGCUGUUGACCCAACCGGGCAGCAGAGCAUUUACACGGAUAGAACGAGACGCCAUUUCACGGCACAGGGCACGGGUAAAGCCUAGGAGAAGAUUAGCUACUUCCUACCACAUGAUGAAAUGUAAAAAC